Pieris macdunnoughi is the source of this 1944-nucleotide messenger RNA. The record is from the annotation of a GenBank genome assembly. NCBI's taxonomy places the organism in Eukaryota, Metazoa, Arthropoda, Insecta, Lepidoptera, Pieridae.
AUGGUUCUAGUGAGAUUUAUCCAAAAUAUGGCGUCGUUCGCGGCGCAAGCAGCUCUGCGGUCACGUUGGAGUUCCCUUAUAGAGUCUACUAGUGUUGAUGUACCUGGAGAAGUCACAGAUGGAGUCCGUUCCGUUGUUGGAUGGCUUAAACAGGCAUCUUUGGAGGUGCGUCAAGUGGGCAGACGGGCAGUGAAUCAACUUUCUGGCCGAGGGAUGGGGGAUGACGUGGUCAUCAUACACUUCAACGAUGUCUACAAUAUCGAGCAGGUUACUAAUACAGAACCAGUGGGAGGUGCCCUGAGGUUCAGUACAGCUGUAAAGUCAUUGCAGCAUCUCAAUCCUUUGGUUUUGUUCAGCGGGGACGUCUUUUCGCCUAGCAUGUUGAGCACAUUCACGAAGGGAGAACAGAUGGUGCCUGUGUUGAAUGAAGUUGGUACACAUUGUGCAGUUUUUGGGAAUCACGACUUUGAUUUUGGUCUCGAGGUCUUAUCCGGUUUAGUGGCCAAAUGCAACUUUCCGUGGUUGAUGUCAAAUGUAAUUGAUAACGAGACGGGAAGGCCGCUGGGUGAUGGCAAGAUAACACACGCACUUAUAUGUAAUGGACAUAAGAUUGGACUUAUCGGAUUGGUCGAACAGGAAUGGCUGGACACGUUAGCAACUAUAAAUCCAGAAGAGGUGACGUUUAUUGACUUCUUACAAGCAGGUUCCAAGUUGGCUUCUCAGCUCAAAGAAGAGGGCUGCGAAUAUGUUAUUGCACUAACGCAUAUGAGAUCACCAAAUGACAUAAAACUUGCAGAGGGCGACAAUAAAAUAGAUCUCAUAUUGGGAGGACACGAUCAUGUCUACGAAGUUCUAGAGAUAAACAACAAAUACAUAGUGAAGAGCGGCACAGACUUCCGUCAGUUUAGUAAAAUUAAUAUAAACUUUGCCGAAGACUGCGCACGCGUUGACAUUUCAGAAGUGGGUGUCACCAGUUCCUUUGAAGAGGACCCGAUUUUGAAGUCUAAGGUUGAGCAGUAUUCAGCGAUGAUUGAUGGCAAAAUGGAUGAAAUACUGGGCAAGUUCUAUGUGCCUUUGGAAGGUCGGUUCUCAUGCAUUCGUCGUCAGGAGUGCAAUCUUGGCAACUGGGUGUGUGAUGUAUUACUGGCAGCGACAGGAGCUGACCUGCUCUUACUCAAUUCUGGGACUUUCCGAUCUGACCAGGUCCAUCCAGCAGGUGAUUUUACUCUUCGAGACCUGUCUACUAUAAUUCCGAUGCGAGAGCCUCUGGUAGUAGUGGAAGCAAGUGGUGAAACGGUUCUGAAAGUGCUGGAAAACUCUGUCAGCAAGUAUCCAAGUCUUGAAGGACGGUUUCCACAGGUUGCCGGAGUUUCGUUUGCCUUCAAUCCAUCGAAGCCUGCAGGUGAAAGGGUAGCGGAAGAAGUGGUCAAAAUUGGCGAUGAAUACCUACAAAAGGAUCAGAAGUAUAGACUUGCGAUUAAACAGUAUUUGCAUUCUGGUAACGACGGGUUUACAAUGCUACCUCAGUGUCCGGUAUUGGUGUCAGAUGACAUGUGCCCAGAAAUAGGUAUGGCGAUACAAAACCACUUUGCUGCGAUCAACGUACGAACGGGACGUUCUCGGCCUUCUAAGCAUAGACAAUCGCUCGUUACGCUGAGCCGUCGCCACAGUCUUGUGAAGAUGUUGGACAACAGUGAGCUGGAUGGUCCACCUCCGUUGAGGAGAGCAUCAUCAGCCGCUGAGUCACCACACACGCACCACAGAUUGACGCGUCGCGCAUCGCUGGAUGAUUUGGAGCAAAACGCUUGUGAACUUGCCCCAAAAGUUGAGAAUAGGAUAAUUGUACUAGACAAGCCAGAUAAAUUACAAGAACUAUUGGGUGAGCGGGCGAGAUGGGAGUCGGACUCGGUGAUCAAAGAGGUCGAUGAUGAAAGCUCACCUUAA